UCAUGUAAAUCCUGUGCACAACCUCUGAGGUGGGGGUAAUGUGGAUGUAUCGCCCGGCUGUAGUGUAUGGAAAUGUGAGAACACACCGCGCUCUGUGCGCCUUCCAUCACACCCACCACAAGAUUUGCUUACCAGCUGCCUGCAAAUUUGUUAGUCAAAGUCAUCAAACCGGCCAAAAAUACGGAGCGCAGAACCUAUAGAACCCUAUAGAGGAGCGAGGGAGGCACUGCAGAGAGCUGCUGGAAGAUGGGACGGGAAGGACAGGCCAUAUCUAAACGGAGCGGACUGCGCUGUGGACGUUUCCCGAAGAUGUUGGUGCCGGCCCUUCUUUACAUUUACUUCCUGAGGUCCGCUCAGGGGGCCCCUUCGUACUUCCUGGUGAAGCAGUCACUCACCUGGGCGGAGGCCUUGACUUAUUGCCGGACGCAGUACACAGACCUGGCCAGCAUUGAGUCGGAUACGGAGCUGAUGCAGGUGUCGGCGGUGGCGAUCCUGACUGAGGUGUGGGUGGGGCUCUACCUCUGCUCCCCGGGGGUCUGGCGCUGGAGUGCCGGCAACGCCUUGGGAACCUAUACCAAAUGGAAUUCCGGGAUGCCCGGCCUGACCUCCUAUUCCUGUGCGAGGUACAAAUUGUUAAAGUGGAAUGACGGGGCAUGUGACUCCAAAUUCUACUUCGUGUGUUACAAAGCAACCAACACAACAGUGCCCCCCAACAUUCCCGCUACAUGUCAGUGGCCCUUGGUGUCCACCACUGUUGCCUCUCUUACCAAUCCAAUAAAUGAAAGUACCCCAAUUGGGAGCAACCAACCAACCAACGGACCCACCAAUGGCUUCAGCCAACAAAGCAAUGGUAUGAACCAGCAAAACAGAGGUGGUAACCAACAAAAUGGUUUUGGUAACCAACAAACCAAUGGUUUCAGCCAACAAGCCAAUGGUGGUAUCCAACAAAUUACUGGUGUCAACCAACUAACCAAUGGUGGUAUCCAACAAAUUACUGGUGUCAACCAACUAACCAAUGGCGGUAUCCAACAAACCGAUGAUGCCACCCAACAAACCGAUGAUGUCAACCAACAAACCGAUGGCUUCAGCGUACAAUCUCCAGGCCUCACCAUACAGAAGAGAUCUUUUAGCCAAGUCUCUCUGUCAAUAUACAAUGCAAAUUCAGUUGUUGGCAAUCUUUUCGGCCCCCCCGAGGUUCCUGUUUCGACUCCCUCUACAACCACCACAACGAGCUCGGUGUCCACGGCUUCCACCAGUUCCAGUACCUCCGGAACCUCCACCAGCUCCAGUACCUCCGGAACCUCCACCAGCUCCAGUACCUCCGGAACCUCCACCAGCUCCAGUACCUCCACCAGCUCCAGUACCUCCGGAACCUCCACCAGCUCCAGUACCUCCACCAGCUCCAGUACCUCCGGAACCUCCACCAGCUCCAGUACCUCCGGCACCUCCAGUACAUCCACCUCUACAUCACCAGCAUCAUCAUUCCAGAGCUCCAGAACCAUCGCAGGUAUGCUGCACUUGGUACUGACCCCCAUGUCGUGGUUGAACGCACGUUUAUACUGCCGCAGUAAUUUCACUGACAUAGCUGCAGUAUUGUCUCAGCAGGACCAGAACAACGUGGCCGCCCUCCUGUCCCCCUACACCCCCAGUACAGGUUUCUGGAUCGGGCUGAGGUUCAACCGCUUCAAAAGUAACUGGUACUGGAGCGGAAGACAGCUAUGGGGAGGAUUCAGCUACUGGGGGCCCGGAGAGCCUGACACACCUUUCACCAAUGCCUGCGGAAUGAUAUCAGGGGCCCCCGCCCAGAAUUUCACCUGGGGCGCCAAGUGCUGUGCACAAGAGCUGCCAUUCAUCUGUUAUAUAGGUUCCUGAUUCUGCUCCUGCAUGCGGGGCUGCUGCACACCUCUCAUCUACAGAGCUCUGAUCCGAGUUAGUUCCUAAACCUAGGGACACCACAGACCAGUCCUUUCCCAGGUUCCAUGUUCUGAUGGACUUAUCAAUAUAAAAUGUAUCCUGAAGACUUCUGUUUCUGCAUCUAGAGACUC
Molecule: messenger RNA, 2045 nt
Organism: Rana temporaria (common frog)
Lineage: Eukaryota; Metazoa; Chordata; Amphibia; Anura; Ranidae
Exons: 6
Coding region: 247-1872 (541 amino acids)
Molecular function (GO): signaling receptor activity
Source: RefSeq, a predicted model, not a curated record